AUGACUUCUGACAUUUUCAACUGGCUCCCGCCUGAGCUUCACAUCAACGUCGUGGCAAAUCUCCAGUCACUUCAGGACAUUCGAUCUUUUACGUCGGCUUCCCCUGUUGCAAGACGCUAUUUCCAUGCCAACCAACGCACUUCUUUUCUAUGGCCUUACAUCCUAGAGAUACAUGCGAAUUUUGGGGAUGAAGCACUUGUACCGCUAGCAUUGAUUCUCCUGCAAGUGAGAAAGAUCGAGCAACGCAUCAGACCCUACCUCGACGCUGUAACUCGCUUCGAUAUAUCAGAAUCCUCGGAGGAGUGGAAAACGAACUUGGGCUGUAUUGCAGCCAUAAUACACAUGAUUCGGGAAAUUGGCCCCAUUACGGCAGGCUCGGUGAACAAAUUCCGAGACCAGAUGCCAAGGACAGCAAGAUCUUACAUACACUCAUAUGCAGAUCGGGGCCAAGUCGUCAAUGCAUAUCUCCGUUACGAUCUCUACUGCCAACUAGCCUGUAACGGUGAAGAAAAACUUUUCGCAGAAAGAGAACAGGUCAAAGAACUUGAAUCUUAUCUCCAUAAGCAUUUGCCACAACCAUACCAAGCUCGCCCCCGGACCCCCGUCAACAUUCUAUGUUUAAUUAGACAGCGACACACCGACAUUCUAUUCUGCGUUGACCUUACAAUCGGCAUGUCAAGGAGCGAACGAAGCGAGCGUAACCAAGUGAAGGAUAUUUUACGCCGUGGAGGACCACGCCCCUUCGUCUUGCAACGCCUUCAAGAAUGCCGGUUUAUGAAGAGACAACGGGAUGAUAUCAAGGCAUACCUCGAUUACGUGUCUCUGCAGGGAUAUCCUUUUCUCCACUACUUGGAACAACUUGAACCACAUGCUCAGAAAGCAUGCGUCCUCGAUAUCUUUUUCAAAAUAACCACGGAAAGAUUACGAGAGCUGGCUGGGAUACGGGUGACUACUCGAUCUGCUGCGAAGCGAGCAAAUAUCUACCAGGCUUAUGCUAUGAGUUGAGGAUGGGAGGUGAGUUUAGAGCUGGCGAGAUUGAGAAGCACAGGAGGCCAGAUUGCCUGUGGAUUUGCACGAUAUAGAUACACUACAACAGACAACAAAACUUAUUUGAAAUAAAACCUUCAGAGCAUGGUAUGAAGGGGGCUAGCAAGAAGAAUUUUCAAGUAUUGAGGAAUUCGAAAAGUACCUGAAUGAUAGAAUAAGUUGUCUCUAAUAUUGCCAUAUCUGCAUAAAAAACCAGAAACCCUAUAAAUGAUUCUAAAUGCUAAGUGUUUAUGGGGC
Fusarium redolens is the source of this 1284-nucleotide messenger RNA. RefSeq lists its product as uncharacterized. The record is from RefSeq and is a predicted model, not a curated record. Bases 1 to 1005 code for a protein of 334 amino acids. Lineage: Eukaryota; Fungi; Ascomycota; Sordariomycetes; Hypocreales; Nectriaceae. The transcript has 2 exons.